Triplophysa dalaica is the source of this 948-nucleotide messenger RNA. RefSeq names its product transmembrane protein 255B. NCBI's taxonomy places the organism in Eukaryota, Metazoa, Chordata, Actinopteri, Cypriniformes, Nemacheilidae. The record is from RefSeq and is a predicted model, not a curated record.
AUGACCUCUCAGUGGAACUCUAAUCGGCGCCAGCAAGCUCAAAUCGGCGCCAACUGUCCUCUUGUAACACAUCCAUCAAUUGACCAGGAUAAAUCCCAACCAACACUCGUGGACUUCAAAGAAAUCCCAACAGGGAGGAUGGGGUCGUUGACACUAACAUGGACUCCAGAUGUGUUAACAGGAAUGAGGGCAAGUGUCUUAAUAAAGCUAUUUGAAGAAUAUGAAACAGAAAUACACAUGUUAAACUGUUCCUUUUCUGUCCAGUUGGUUGCAGCGAUUGUGUUCCUGAGUUUUGGUAUCAUUUCCAGUUUCCUGUGUCUUACAUUUCUUUUUCUGUUUCUAUCAGGAUGUCCAUUGAGGGCGGGGAGAUGUCAUUUCUACACCAGUGGAAACAGUUACAUCUAUGAGAAUUACUAUGCAACAGUUCCUUGUCAAAGACUAACAGAGGCCUGUAGUAUGAAGGUCCGCAGUGGAACAUGUUACUGUUGUGACUUGAACGAUUGUUCCAAUGGAGGAUAUCUGAACAGUUAUUAUGAGUUUGUUGGUGUGCAGAGCUGUCAGGACGUACUGUCUCUGUAUGUUCUCAUGUGGGUCCUAACUGUCCUCAAUCGGUUGGGAUUUGUGACUGGAAUCCUGACCACUGCUGUGUUGGGCAAUAUCAAAGACAUGAAAAGUGGGGGGGUCUGUCCUGAUGUGCCCUGGUGGGGGGGUUCAUCUCUCUUGUCAUUUGAAGGGGGGAACUGUUCAUCUCCAACUGCACCUCUGCUAAUGGAGGCCAGCUCACAGAUGGGACAUCAGCUCUACCCGAGGGACUCAGUCUACAUCUCACCUGCAUCAGCUGGAUCCAGUUUUCAACAGACAGGAUCUUCAGAUAUGUCCCAAACACACCAACCCUUUUCCCCCCUCUAUAACCUGCUACCCAACAAGACCUCCAACUUCUCCACCUAA